Messenger RNA from Taeniopygia guttata (zebra finch), 3441 nucleotides. Lineage: Eukaryota; Metazoa; Chordata; Aves; Passeriformes; Estrildidae. The record is from RefSeq and is a predicted model, not a curated record.
CACGCAGCCCCCGCCAUGUCCCGCCGCGCCCCCUCCCCCCGCGCCGCGCCCCCUCCCCCCGCGCCCCCGCUCUCCUCCAGCUGGCCCCUGCUGGGACCCCCCCGCCGCAGCGUCUGGUACAUCUACAGCGAUUACAUCAUUAAGGAGAAGACGGUGCUGCUGCAGAAGAAGGACAGCGAAGGGUUCGGCUUCGUCCUGCGCGGGGCCAAAGCGCAGACCCCCAUCGAGGAGUUCACCCCCACCCCCGCCUUCCCCGCCCUGCAGUACCUGGAGUCGGUGGACGAAGGGGGCGUGGCCUGGAGGGCGGGACUGCGCAUGGGCGACUUCCUGAUCGAGGUGAACGGGCAGAACGUGGUGAAGGUGGGCCACCGGCAGGUGGUGAACAUGAUCCGGCAGGGCGGGAACAGCCUCGUGCUGAAGGUGGUGAUGGUGACGCGGCACCCGGAGCCCCCCGAGGCACCCCGGCGCAGAGCGGCCCCGCCCCCGCCGCGCCGCCUCCCGGCCCCGCCCAUCUCGCUGCGCUCCAAGUCCAUGACCUCGGAGCUGGAGGAGAUGGUGGAGAAGGUCUCCCCCUGGAAGAAACGGAGCGAUUUUGACCCCUCCUCGAGCACCGAGAAGAAGAGAACCGUCUAUCAGAUGGCGCUCAACAAGCUGGACGAGAUCCUGGCGGCCGCCCAGCAGAGCAUCAGUGCGGGGGAGGGGUCGGGGGUCGGAGCCCCCCCGGGCCGGGCCGGGCGGCCCAAAGGAUUCUUCAGCCCCGAGGGUCCCUUCGAGCGGCCGCUGCUGCCCCCGGGACCCCCCCACGGGCUGAUGCUGCGCCAGAAAUCCAUCGGCGCGGCGGACGCGGCCCCGCCCCCCCAUCCGCCAGCACAGCGCCCCCUGCUGGCGCCGCCCGGGAGCCGCUUCCUGCGGAGCCUCUCGGUGCCGGGCCCGGAGGAGAUCCCCCCUCCCCCCACCACCUCCCCCCCCGAGCCCCCCUACAGCACCCCGGGGGGGGGGGGGGGGGGGGGACCCCCCCCUGGCGCCUCUACAACCUCGGGGGGGGUGGGGGAGGGGCGGGGGGCGGCGGUGGGGGAGGGGCGCUGCUGCUGGGGGGUCCCCCCAAGGCGCUGCGGAGGAAGGCCGCUGGUGAAGCAGCCCAAGGUGGAGGGGGAGGGGGGUGGGGGAGGGGCGGAGAAGAGCUCUAUCGCGAUACCCACGAUAGUGGUCAAGGCCCCCUCCACCUCCAGCUCCGGCCGCAGCAGCCGCGGCAGCAGCGUGGAGGCCGAGGGGGGAGGGGCGGGGGGGGGCGGCGCCCCCGAUGGGGGGGGAGGGGGAGGUGGGGGAGGGGCUGGAGGGGGUGGGGGAGGGUCUUCUGGGGGCGCCCCUCCCCCCCCCGAUUUCACCUCGCAGUUCGGGGCGGCGCUGGUGGGGGCGGGGCGGAGGGAGUGGGGGGCGGGGCGGCGCUCGGCGCUCUUCCUCAGCACCGAGGAGGAGGAGGAGGGGGGGGGAGGGGCGCUGGGGGGUGGGGGAGGGGCAGGGGGAGGGUUGGGCCCCCCCUCCCCCCGCCUGCGCCACUCCAAAAGCAUCGACGAGGCGAUGUUCGCGGCGGGGGGGGGAGGGGCAGGGGGAGGGGGUGGGGGAGGGGAGGCGUUCCCCGCCCCCACCCGCGGCUACCGAGGGGCGAGGGGGGGUGGGCAAGGCGGGGGGAGGGGCAGCGCCUUCAGCAGCGUGGGGGGAGGGGCGGGAGGGGCGGCCCCUCCCCCACCUCUGCACGCGGGGGCGGUUCCGGUCCAUCCCAGUUUGGGGGGGGUCCAUCCCAGUUUGGGGGGGGUCCAUCCCAGUAUGAGCCCGGUCCAUCCCAGUCUGAGCCCCACGCGCGCCCCUCCCCCCCCCGGCGGCUGCCGCGUCCUCCCCCCCGCCGCCCCCUCCCCCUUCCCCCUGGGGGGCUCCACGGGGGUCUCCCCCACCCCCUCCACGCCCCUCCCCCCGCCGGCACCGCCCCCUCCCCCCUCCACCCCAGCCUGGGGGGGAUGGGCUCCCCUUUACCCGUGGGGGGAGGGGUCCGCUCCCUCCCCCUUUUGGGGGGGGUCUCCCCCACCCUCCACCUCUCCGGCCCCCCCACCUUACCCAAAACGCCCCCUCCCCAAAAACUGCCCCCCACCCCCUCCAGCCCCUCCCGCCGGCCCCUCCCCCAACCCUGGGCCGCCCCUCCCCCCCCCCGCGAGCCGCGUCCGCUUCUCGGACCCCCCCGGGGCGGGGGUCGCGGGGGGGGGGGGUGGUGGGGGAGGGGCGGGCGGGGGUCUCCUGUCCCUUCCCCCCCCCGCCCCUUCGGUGGACGCGGACGAGGAGCUGCUGCUGGCCGAGCCCCUCCCCCCCCCGCUGGAAUUCGCCAACAGCUUCGAGCCCCCUCCCCCCCCGCCGCCCCUCCCCCACCCGCGGGAGGCCGCCCCUCCCCCACCCGCGGGCCCGGGGGACUCGGCCGCCUCCAGCCUGACCUCGUACGACAGCGAGGUGGCCACGCUGACCCAGGGCGGGCCGGGGGGCGCCCCCCAGGACCCCCGGCGGGCCGGGGGGGUGGGGGUGGGGGUGGGGGUGGGGGUGGGCGGGGGUCCCGAGGGCGCGGAGGCGGUGACGGACUCGGGCAUCGAGGAGGUGGACAGCCGCAGCAGCAGCGACCACCCCCCCGAGGGCGCCGAGGGACCCCCGGGCCCGGCGGGGGGAGGGGAGGGCGGGGGGAGGGGUCGGCUGGGGCAGAGGGGGAGGGCGGAGUGGGAGGAGCCGAGUCUGGGCACGCCCCUCCCCCCCCUGCCCCUCCCCCCGCACCCCGCAGCGCCCCCCAGAGGGGGGAUGGGCGCAGCGUGGAGCCGCGCGGCGGCGGAGGGCGGAGCCGGAGCGCGGCACAGGCUGACGGACUCCGCCGCCCCUCCCCCCUCCCCCUCCCCCACCAAGCCCCUCCCCCCCAGCCCCGCGCUGUUCCCCCAUUGGCCGCCGCCCCCCCCAAAACCCGCGGUGGGCGUGGCCGGGGGCGGGGACCUGGAGCUCCGCCCCGCCCUGCGGCGCGCGCCCAGCCCGGCCCCGCCCCCCUCGGAGCGGCGCGGCAGCCCCGCCCCCCGCCCGGCCUCGCUGCCCACCUUACCUGCGGCGCACCUGUACGGGGCUUACCUGGAGCUGCGCGGCUUCCCCGAGCCCCCCGCCGCCCGCUCGCUGUCCCCGCCCCGCGCCGCCGCCCCCGGGAAGCCCUUCGGAGCCAAACCUUUGGCUUUUUGGAGCAAAUUCGACGUGGCGGACUGGCUGGAGUCGCUGAACCUGGGCGAGCACCGCGCGCGCUUCCUGCACAACGAGAUCGACGGCACGCACCUGCCCGCGCUGACCAAGGAGGACUACAUCGACCUGGGCGUGACGCGCGUGGGGCACCGCAUGAACAUCGACCGCGCCCUGCGCCUCUUCCUCGAGAGGUGA